Messenger RNA from Grosmannia clavigera kw1407, 1791 nucleotides. RefSeq names its product asparaginyl-tRNA synthetase. The coding region runs from base 1 to 1791 and encodes 596 amino acids. The record is from RefSeq and is a predicted model, not a curated record. NCBI's taxonomy places the organism in Eukaryota, Fungi, Ascomycota, Sordariomycetes, Ophiostomatales, Ophiostomataceae. Gene Ontology annotation, molecular function: ATP binding; nucleic acid binding; asparagine-tRNA ligase activity. Gene Ontology annotation, biological process: asparaginyl-tRNA aminoacylation. Gene Ontology annotation, cellular component: cytoplasm. The transcript has 2 exons.
AUGGCAACGACGCAAGAACCGGCUGUUCGCGUGGCAAAGAUGGAAGCACCGGCAGUCGACAAGGUGUAUGUGGACACGGAUGUCGGAAUAGACGACGAGACAGCAGACGGCACGGAGGCCAAGCCGUACAAGUCGCUGGCCUACGCGUACAUCCAGAACAUCGACAAGACGGGCAAGGAGUAUUUAAUGCGGGCAUCGACGACGACAACGGCAGGUGGCGACGCAGCAGACGAGGCUAUGCGGCUGCAGUGGAAGGCACCGGCCAAGAGCACAGCCAAGAAGGCGCAGACGCUGCUGGACGGCCACAAGAAGAAGCUGGCGAAGCUGCAGCAGACGCAGGCCAAGGAAGAGGAGCAACGGCAGCAGCGAGCCAAGAACCUAGAGGCAGCGAAGCUGGUGAAGCUGUCGGAGGACACGACGCUGCCAGCGGCAAAGACGAUCAAGCUGUGGCAGAAGGACGUGCCGCUGGGCGAGGCGGCCAAGGGCAGCAAGGGCACGCGGGUGCGAGUGUUUGGGCGGAUUCACCGGCUGCGGGCACAGAAGCAGGCGACGUUCCUCACGCUCAAGGACGGAUACGGCUACCUGCAGUGUGUGCUGGCGGCGGGCCCACUGACGCAGACGUACGAGGCGCUGCUGUUUGCGCAGGAGACAUCGCUGUGGGUGUACGGCGAGCUGCGGACGGUACCGGAGGGAGCGACGGCACCGGACGGCCGCGAGCUGCACGUGGACUUCUUCGAGGUGUUUGGACGGGCACCGGGCGACGCCGAGGCGAUUACGAACAUUGUGGCGACGGGCCAGCAGGAUCCGUGGGAGGCGGACAUGCUGGACAAGCGACACCUGGUGCUGCGCGGCGACAAGGCGUCGGCAGUGAUGAAGCUGCGAUCGAUCCUGUACGAGUCGUUUGUGCUGGCGUACCGGCAGCGACGGAUCGCCGCCGUGUCGCCGCCGGCGUUUGUGCAGACGCAGGUCGAGGGCGGCUCGACGCUCUUCCGGGUGCCAUACUACAGCGAGGACGCGUACCUGACGCAGUCAUCGCAGCUGUACCUCGAGACGUGUCUGCCGAGUCUGGGCGACGUGUACUGCAUCGAGAAGUCGUUCCGGGCCGAGAAGAGCCUGACGCGGCGCCAUCUGGCCGAGUACACGCACAUCGAGGCGGAGCUGGACGGGAUCGUGUUCGAGGACCUGCUGACGCACGUGGAGGACAUGAUCUGCGCCGUGGUGGACGCGGUGCUGGCGGAUCCGGCCGGCCGCGAGCUCGUGCAGCUGCUCAACCCGGGCUUCGUCAAGCCGGCGCGGCCGUUCCGGCGGAUGCGCUAUGCCGACGCGAUCGACUGGCUCAAUGCCCAGGACCCGCCGGUGCCCAACGAGUUUGGCCAGCCGCACGUGUUUGGCGACGACAUCGCCGAGGCGGCCGAGCGCAAGAUGGUCGACACCCUCAACGUGCCCGUGCUGCUGACCCACUUCCCCGUCGAGGUCAAGGCGUUCUACAUGAAGAAGGACCCGGCCGACCUGCGCGUCACCGAGAGCGUCGACGUGCUGAUGCCGACUGUCGGCGAGAUCGUCGGCGGGUCCAUGCGCAUGGAGGGCUAUGAGGAGCUGCUGGCUGCGUUCAAGAACAAGGGCCUCAACCCGGAGCCGUACUACUGGUAUCUGGAUCAGCGAAAGUAUGGCACGUCGCCACACGGCGGUUACGGACUCGGACUGGAACGCUUCCUCGCCUGGAUCGCCAACCAGCACACCGUGCGCACGUGCUGUCUGUACCCUCGAUUCAUGGGCCGGGCGAAGCCGUGA